Grus americana (Whooping crane) is the source of this 5417-nucleotide messenger RNA. RefSeq lists its product as uncharacterized. NCBI's taxonomy places the organism in Eukaryota, Metazoa, Chordata, Aves, Gruiformes, Gruidae. Gene Ontology annotation, biological process: proteolysis; DNA integration. Bases 1 to 4659 code for a protein of 1552 amino acids. Gene Ontology annotation, molecular function: nucleic acid binding; RNA-DNA hybrid ribonuclease activity; aspartic-type endopeptidase activity. The record is from RefSeq and is a predicted model, not a curated record. The transcript has 3 exons.
AUGGGGGAAUACAUCUCUCUCUCUCUACCUGGGUUUGACGUGGAUGGUUUCAUUAUGCAGGCUCCCAAGGUCCUUGUUCACCCUUAUGUAAGCUCAUUAAUAUUACUAAUUAAUACUGCUGGCAUAUUACGGGUGUUGUGGAGUUUGGUUUCGUCCUGGUUUAAGGGGAGACAACUUUUGAGUGAAGCAAUAGUGAAACGUGCCCUGAGGCAGCCGGUCCCUGGGUGGCAGGGUGUAUGGAAGGAUUUGGGCAGGUUCCUAGGGCGAUUAUCACCUCCUAUAGCCUGGGACUUCACACCCGAACAGGCAAGCAAUCCCAGCAAACUGACGCGCCACCUGAUAGAAGGGUGCCUUGCCUACCCCAACGAAAACCAACAGCUUCUAGCGCUGUAUUGGGGCCUGGCCUGUGCCUAUCGAGCCACAGUGCAGUACUCCCAGAGGACUGUGGUUGAGGAAGGCACCCAAACUGCAGCUGAGGACACCGUGGCUGAGAUAGGGACACAAACAAUGACAACUACAGUAAUUGCCCCAGUAGUAAAAAAGAAACAGUGGACCAGGAGGUCAACAGGUCCAUAUCAUCGACUAGUAAGGGAAGAGGAAGAAGAGGAGGAGAGGUUUGAGCAGGAAGCCGGUCCUUCAGCAAAGAAGUGGGAGGAAGGAGUGAGAGAAAUCAGACAAGAAGCAGAAACUACCCGGUCUCUGACCUCAUCCGAACUUCGAGAUAUGCGGAAAGAUUACAGCCGCCAGCCUGGUGAGCGAAUUGCUGCCUGGCUGCUUCGAUGCUGGGAUAAUGGGGCCGACAGUCAGCAACUGGAAGGCAGGGAAGCCCAACAGCUGGGAUCCCUCGCUAGAAACCGAGGAAUUGAGAGGGGAAUUGGAAAAGAGACAGCAAUUUGCAGUCUCUGGAGACGGCUGCUUUCAAGUGUGAGGGCAAGAUACCCAUUCAAGGAAGAUCUUGUCAACUUCCCAGGAAAGUGGACCACCGCAGAUGAAGGCAUCCAGUACCUGAGAGAACUAGCAGUGUUGGAAGUCAUCUAUAGUGAUCUAGAUGAUGAGGAGGUCUCCAAAGAUCCAGAGGAUGUCCUGUGCACACGGGCCAUGUGGAGGAAGGUGAUUCAAAGUGCCCCAGCAUCGUAUUCUAACAGCUUGGCAGCAAUGUAUUUCCCAGAUAGGGACACACCAACUGUGGAGAAGGUGUCUUCUUGGCUUCAGAACUUUGAAGAAAACCUCUGUACCUCCUCCUCCCUACGGGCCAGCACGUUGGCUGUCAGAGGUACCCCAAGAAAUCAGUCAUCUCCUGCUCCGGUCAGAGGGAAAGGGAGUCCCAGGUAUAUGUCACGUGGUACACUCUGGUUUUUCCUGCGUGACCAAGGGGAGGACAUGAGGAAGUGGGAUGGUGAACCCACCUUUAAGUUGGAAGCCCGUGUUCGUGAACUAAGAGGGAAGACAGCUGUUAAGAAGGGGACACCCAAGAAGGCCGUCAAUAGGGUCCCUGCCUUCGGCCAGGAGGAGGAAAGGGAUGACCGGGUAUACUGGACUGUGUGGAUUCGAUGGCCUGGCACAUCAGACCCACAGAAGUAUAAGGCUUUGGUAGACACUGGUGCACAGUGUACACUGAUACCAUCAGGGUAUAGGGGCACAGAACCCAUCCGGAUCUCUGGAGUGACAGGGGGAUGCCAAGAACUGUCCGUAUUGGAGGCUGAGGUGAGCUUAACAGGGGACAAGUGGGAGAAGCACCCCAUUGUGACUGGCCCAGAGGCCCCUUGUAUCCUUGGCAUAGAUUACCUCAGGAGAGGGUACUUCAAGGACCCAAAGGGGUACCGAUGGGCUUUUGGUGUAGCCACUGUGAAUGCAGAGAAGAUCAAACAGUUAUCUACACUGUCUGGUCUCUCAGAAGAUCCCUUUGUUGUGGGAUUGCUGCAAGUUGAAGAACAACAGGUGCCAAUUGCUACAAGGACAGUGCACCGGAGGCAAUACCGCACAAAUCGAGACUCCCUGGCUCCCAUCCAUGAGCUGAUUCAUCAACUGGAGAACCAGGGAGUCAUCAGCAAGACUCAUUCACCUUUUAAUAGUCCCAUAUGGCCAGUGCAAAAGUCUGAUGGAGGGUGGAGGUUAACAGUGGACUAUCGUGGCCUGAAUGAAGUGACACCACCACUGAGUGCUGCUGUACCAGACAUGUUAGAGCUCCAAUAUGAACUGGAGUCAAAAGCAGCCAAGUGGUAUGCUACAAUUGACAUCGCCAAUGCAUUCUUCUCAAUUCCUUUGGCAGCCGAAUGCAGGCCACAGUUUGCUUUCACUUGGAGAGGUGUCCAAUACACCUGGAAUCGAUUGCCCCAGGGGUGGAAGCAUAGUCCUACUAUUUGUCAUGGACUAAUCCAAACUGCACUGGAAAAGGGUGGUGCCCCAGAACAUCUACAAUACAUCGAUGACAUCAUUGUGUGGGGUAAUAAGGCAGAAGAAGUAUUCAAGAAGGGAGAAAGAAUAAUUCAGAUUCUUCUGAAAGCUGGUUUUGCCAUAAAGAAAAGUAAGGUCAAGGGACCUGCACAAGAAAUCCAGUUCUUGGGAAUAAAAUGGCAGGAUGGACGCCGUCAUGUGCCUAUGGAUGUGGUCAACAAGAUAGCAGCUAUGUCUCCACCAGCUAACAAGAAGGAGACACAAGCCUUCUUGGGCCUUGUGGGGUUCUGGAGAAUGCAUAUUCCAGGUUAUAGUCAGCUUGUGAGCCCUCUCUAUCGAGUAACCCGGAAAAAGAACUAUUUUGAAUGGGGCCUUGAGCAACAACAAGCCUUUGAGCAUAUCAAACAGGAAAUAGCUCGUGCUGUAGCUCUUGGGCCUGUCCGAACAGGACCAACUGUACAAAAUGUACUCUACACUGCAGCUGGGGAGCACGGCCUUACCUGGAGCCUCUGGCAAAAAACAGCAGGAGAAACCCGAGGUCGACCAUUAGGGUUUUGGAGCCGGGGGUAUCGAGGAUCAGAAGCCCACUACACCCCAACUGAAAAAGAGAUCCUAGCAGCCUAUGAAGGGAUUCGAGCUGCUUCAGAAGUUGUUGGUACAGAAGCAUCUCUCCUCUUGGCACCGCGAUUGCCUGUGCUACAUUGGAUGUUCAAAGGAAACAUGCCCUCUACACAUCAUGCAACCAGCGCUACGUGGAGUAAGUGGGUAGCACUAAUCACGCAGCGAGCUCGACUAGGGAAACCCAAUCACCCAGGAAUCCUGGAAGAGAUUAUGGACUGGCCAGAAGGUAGAGAUUUUGGAGCACUGCCUGAGGAGGUAGCUCGUGCCCAAGAGGCACCACCAUAUAAUGAGUUACCAGAAGAUGAAAGGCGUUAUGCUCUAUUUACUGAUGGAUCCUGUCGUGUUGUAGGAAACCAUCGGAAGUGGAAAGCUGCUGUAUGGAGUCCCACACGACAAGUCGUUGAGGCCACUGAAGGAGAAGGUGAGUCAAGUCAGUUCGCAGAAGUGAAAGCCAUUCAGCUAGCCCUAAAGAUUGCUGAACGAGAAAAGUGGCCAGUACUCUAUCUCUAUACUGACUCCUGGAUGGUGGCAAAUGCCCUAUGGGGGUGGCUACAGCAGUGGAAGAAGACCAGUUGGCAGCGCAGGGGUAAACCCAUCUGGGCUGCUGCAUUGUGGCAGGACAUUGCUGCCCGAGUAGAAAACAUGGCUGUGAAGGUACGUCAUGUAGAUGCUCACGUACCCAAAAGCUGUGCCACUGAAGAACAUCAAAACAAUGAACAGGUAGACAAGGCUGCCAAAAUUGAAGUAGCUCAAGUGGACCUGGACUGGGAGCGUAAGGGUGAGCUAUUUGUAGCUCGAUGGGCCCACGAAACAUCAGGACAUCUAGGGAGAGAUGCAACAUACAGAUGGGCUCGUGAUCGAGGGGUGGACCUGACCAUGGAGGCCAUCACACAAGUCACUCAUGAAUGUGAAAUAUGUGCUGCGAUCAAGCGAGCGACACGAGUAAAAUCUCCCUGGAAUAGAGGGCGGUGGCUGGGUUUUCGAUACGGUGAGGCCUGGCAGAUUGACUAUAUUGGGCCACUGCCACGAACACGCCAAGGCAAGCGCUACAUACUCACCAUGGUGGAAGCAACUACUGGUUGGCUAGAGACAUUUCCUGUAAACCAUGCCACUGCCCGAAACACCAUCCUAGGCCUUGAAAGACAAAUUUUAUGGCGACAUGGUACCCCAGAAAGGAUUGAAUCAGACAAUGGAACUCAUUUUCGAAAUAACGUCAUAAGCUCAUGGGCAAAGAAACAUGGUAUUGAGUGGGUGUAUCACAUCCCCUAUCACCCACAAGCCUCUGGAAAGAUCGAGAGAUAUAAUGGACUGUUAAAGACUAUGUUGAGGGCAUUAGGUAAUGGGGCAUGGAAGCACUGGGAUACAAAUUUAGCAGAAGCCACUUGGCUGAUUAAUACCAGAGGAUCUGCUAACCGUCCUGGUCCUGCCCAAACGAAACCCCUACAUACUGUGGGAGGAGACAAGGUCCCUGUAGUACACAUGGGAAAGUGGCUGGGGAAGGCGGUGUGGAUUGCUCCUCCCAUGGGAAAAGGCAAACCCAUUUCUGGGAUUGUCUUCGCUCAGGGACCUGGGUGUACUUGGUGGGUAAUGCGGAAGGAUGGGGAGACCCGGUGUGUGCCUCAAGGAGAUUUAACCUUGGGGUAAAAUAAUCUGUAAUGUGAGUUGUACGUUUUAGGAAGUAAUGUAGAAGGAAUGACCCAAACCAACGAAGAGCAAGUUUCACAAGGAGCCAGAUGAAUGCAACAACAGCCCGAAGCAAGCCGGUGUUGGUGCCCAACAACUGAACCUGAACAGCCAUCCUGACAGAUUGGGCCCAAGUCAUAGUCGGUUCAUGAACAUCUGGAGGAGCAGAGGAAGCUCAUGGAACGGGAGAGUAACAUCCAUCUAUUAAAGGACUGGAGAUUAUAAUUGUAUUGGGUCUAGCUGAGAUGGAGUUAAUUCUCCCCACAGCAGCCCUCAUGGUGCUGUGCUGUGUAUUGGUAGCUAGCAAACUGUUGAUAACACACCAGUGUUUUGGCUACUACUGAGUAGUGCCAGCACACAUCAAGGCUGUCUUUCCAACAUUUCUUUUUCCCCAGCAGCACGCUGGGGGUGGGCAAGAUCUUGGGAGGGGACACAGCUAGGACAGCUGACCCAAACUGACCAAAGAGAUAUUCCAUACCAUAUGACGUCUGCUCAGCAAUAAGAAACUGAGAAUAGGGGGAGGAACAGGGCGGGGGCAUUCGUUGUUUUUUUUUACAAUGUUUGUCUUCCGGAGUAAGGGGUACGCAUACUGAAGCCCUACUUCCCAGGAAGUGGCCGAACAUCGCCUGCUGAUGGGAAGUAGAGAAUAAUCUUUUGCUUUUUGCUUUGCUUCCGCGCGCGGCUUUUUUGCUUUAGCUACAUUAAACUGCCUUUAUCUC